Oppiella nova is the source of this 6099-nucleotide messenger RNA. Lineage: Eukaryota; Metazoa; Arthropoda; Arachnida; Sarcoptiformes; Oppiidae. The record is from the annotation of a GenBank genome assembly.
AUGUAUGCAAUGAUCAGCGAAAGGAUGGAUGUGUUGAAGAGUCGCUUCUUAGCGACGGAACAACUCAUUGACGACCAUUUGGUGUCGUCUGCGGUCUCGGAGUCGCAGUUAAGACGAGUUUCGCGGCUUUUGGUCGGUUUGCGCGCAGAAGUGGACGGUUUGAGUGCAGUGUUGGUCGCCGUUGAAGACGACAAUGAAAACGAGUUAAUCGCUCGCGAAUCGCAUUUGAAGACAAUUCGCAGACAACUGUUGGCCACCGAAGAAGACAAACCGCAAUCGGAUGACCACGACGUGCGCCACGACUCGAGACCCGCAAUGAAGUCGACUCUGGGAUCAGUUGGACGGAAGGGCGGCAGAAAAGUGUCGGAAAUAAGAUUCAAAUGUAAUUACCAUUUGUGCGGAAAGGCGUAUAAAACGAGCGCCGGAUUUGUGGCACAUUUGAAGAGAUUUCACUCAAAGCCACAAAUGUCUGCAAACGCUGUGAAGAAGAAGAGGAAGUGUCCGAAGCUAAAGUGCGUCUAUUGUGGCGCCGGUAUUACAACGUGCAGGGAAAGGGAGGGCUCGGCUUUGCGGCCAAACCAGAGCUCGGGAGUCGACUGUUGGGUCGGACCCGCGUCUGAAGGGAAGAGUGGUUCGCAAGCGGAAGCCGAGAGUCACUAUAAUUGUCGACAACUGCUUAAAGUAUUGCUGAAGAGAAGCAUUGCUUUCAUUUCUUUUGGUGACACCUUUUCAGUGAAAGUCUUAUCUCUUUUGGCGAUCAAAAGAAUGGCGCCUCUUGUGCUCAAACAGUUGUGGAUCCUAUUGUGGAAGUCAUGGAUUAUCCGAAAGAGGCAUUGGGUGUCCGCCCUCUUCGAACUCCUCUUCCCCAUCGCCCUCACUCUCAUCAUGGCUUACGUGCGAUACAACACCACAAAAGGCCAGUCGCUGGACAGACAGGAGUCGUGGACGGGUCCCGUGCUCUUCGACAGAGCCGAUCAGCAGAAGAACUUCUCGAUCGCCGACCUGUUCUGGGCGGGAGAGGGAACCAAUAGGAGCCGCUACUCUGUGUUCUACGCGCCCAACAACUCGGCGACGAACGAGUUUAUGCGGGAAUUCGAAAGCAAAUACCGGUUGAAAGCCGUGAAGGGCUUCAGCACUGCCGACGAGUUGGCGACAAAACUCUACAAAUCGGAGGAAGAGAAGUAUGAAUACGGCGUUGAGUUCAUCGAAAAGCCGGACUCAAAGCAGAGCUUGAAAGUCAAGAUUCGCGUCAAAAACGACGAAAUGGUGAAAUUAGUGAAGCAGACGUUCGCCGACGAUAUGGCCACUAAACCGACUGGAGAUUCGACCACUUAUGAGGACGGCUUCACUUCCCUUCAAAUAGCGCUCAGCGAACGCUUCGUCGAACAACUGAUGGCCGGAAAGGCGAGGGAUCUGGAAGUGAGUCAAGUGUCCACUCAUCGCAUCCCUUAUCCCAAAUAUCUGGAGAUCUCUGGAAACGAAGGAGGCUUGUCUGGCGUGCAAAUGGCGGGAAUGAUGAUAGUGACGGGUUAUGUCAUAAUUUGUCCGCUGAUUGUCAAACGAAUCACCGACGAGAAGGUGGCCAAAGCCAAGGAAAUGCUGCGAAUGAUGGGAAUGAGUGAUUGGGUCUUUUGGGGCUCGCAUUUCAUCAGCUUCUUCGUCGUGAUGGUCGUCCAGAGCGCUGUCAAUACUGUGCUCUACAUCUACGGCUUCGGAGCCCUGCCGUAUGUCCUCUACUCGAACGGUUGGAUCUUCUUCGUGGCGCUCGUCCUCUUCAACAUUACGUCAAUCCUGUCGUCAAUGGUGUUGACGACAGUCUUCAACCGUCCAAUCAUUGCAGUCGUCGUCUCUGUGCUGCUCUUCAUGCUCUCGCAAUCGGUUCCGAUGAACCUCUUGGACCCCACCUAUAACGCCAACCUCGACAUCGAGGCCACCCAUCCGUGGCGAAUACUCACGUGUAUGUUACCGAACGCAGCCAUGGGCUGGAUCUUCGGCCUGAUGUCCAAAUGCGAGUCCAACGGCUACGGAGUCUCCUGGAAUAAUCUGUGGGACGAAGUGCCCAAUUUCGGACACAUGAGCGUCGGAUACGUCAUGUUAUUGCAGUUCAUUUCCAUCUUCUUCUACGGUCUCCUCAUUUGGUACGUCGACAACGUGUGGCCGUUUCAGUUCGGAAUUCCCAAACCCCUCCACUACCCCUUCCUGCCAUCCUAUUGGCUGCCCAACAGAGACCACAAUCGCACGGCACCGGUAGACAACUCCGCUGUCGACCACAACGCCAAUCACUUCGAGAGAGAGCCGACGAACGCGAAAGUAGGCAUUAAGUGUCAACACUUGCGUAAAGUCUUUCGCGGCGUAAAGAAAGUGGCCGUCAAUGACGUGUCGCUCAACAUAUACUGCGGACAGAUAACUGUACUGUUGGGACACAACGGCGCCGGCAAGACCACCACCAUGAACAUGAUCACCGGCAUCUUCCCGCCCUCGCAGGGAACUGCCCUCAUUGACGGCUACGACAUUCGCACGGAGACGAAGGAGGCGCGCAGAAGUAUGGCGUUGUGUCCUCAGGAUAACAUUGUAUACAACGAGCUGUCGGUUGCGGAACACCUGAGACUUUACGCCGUACUCAAGGACCACCCGACUGCAGACAUAGACCGCGAAGUGGAUCACAUUCUGGGCGUCAUUUCGUUGGCCGACAAACGCAACGCAUUGGCCAAUCAGCUGUCGGGAGGAAUGAAACGCAAACUGUGUCUGGGGAUCGCAAUGGUGGCCAACUCCAAGAUCCUGAUCCUCGACGAGCCCACGAGUGGAAUGGAUCCCGAGGCCAGACGUCACAUCUGGGAUGUGCUGCAGAACAUCCGUGAGGAGCGCACUAUUCUUCUGACCACUCAUUACAUGGAAGAGGCGGACCUGAUCCGUGUCUUUGCGCAGCAAUUGGGCGAUCGGAUCGCGAUUAUGAGCGAAGGCGGCGUCAAGUGUUGCGGAACUCCGAUGUUUCUGAAGAAGGCGUUCGGCGCCGGCUAUCAGUUGCGGAUCGCGAAGGGAUCGAAAUUCUCGGCUCAAAAAGUGCUGUCAAUUGUGAGACAAUAUCUGCCGAACGCUUCCAUCAAAAGCGAAAUCCAUUCGGAAAUCAUUUAUUCGUUGGAAAGCGACGACAAAACGGACGAAACGCAGAAUUCGAGUCCUCUUUUGGCGCAACUCUUCUCGCAAUUGGAGUCCAGAAAAGCGGAACUGGAUGUCGACACGUGCGGACUCACUGUCACCACAAUGGAGGAUGUCUUCAUUCGCGUGGGCAAUGAGUUCGAGGCGCCAGAUGUCGCGCUCAACGGACACCACGGCUCCAAACAGACGCUGGACGUCGACUCCAAUGACAUUCUGUUCGCCACCGUCGAGAAGAACACGGGAUUCGCGCUUUGGUUCCAACACUUCAGAGCUCUGUUUCUUAAGCGCUUCCACUUCGCCAAACGCUACUGGCCUAUGGUUGUGCUCCAGUCUGUCGUUCCCGGCCUUCUCUUCAUGUUCCAUCAAGAAGAGUCUUGGGCUCUGUUUCUGAAGCGCUUCCACUUCGCCAAACGCUACUGGCCUAUGGUUGUGCUCCAGUCUGUCGUUCCCGGCCUUCUCUUCAUGUGUAUUCUUCUGUUGGAUCAGUCCAUCAAGAAGAGUCUGGUCGAAGAGGUCAGAGACUUGAAUUUGAGUUCAAACCUCUACGGAAAGACCGACGGCUUCAUCAGAUCUUCGGUCGAUUCGUCGCUGACCUCUGCGUACGAGUCGGUGGCCAAAACUCGACAACAAGUGUCCGUCACUCCCAUCACAGAGAAUCCCAACAAUUGGACGCUUCGCGACCCGAAACUCGUUGCAGACAUUCCCCGAUAUCUGAAGACUUAUUUGAUGGGCGCAGAGAUCAGCGGCGAGAAGAAGAAGUUGCAGUUGACGCCGUGGUAUAACAAAGAGGGCGUCCACUCUUUGCCACAAUCGCUGAACCUGUUGUACGAAUCGCUUCUGCAGUAUUUGCUUCCCGACGAGAAGCCCACCAUUGAGAUCCACAACCAUCCCGUCGCCUCCGACCACACGAUGACAGCCAUAAAGAUGGUGAGGAUCACUUUGAUCGUGUCGUGUCUGCUUCUGGUGCCGCUCACAGUGCCGCUCAUCGGCGCCUCGUAUGUCCUCUUCCCGAUCCACGAGCGCGUCUCCAACUCCAAGCUCUUGCAACUCAUGACUGGCAUCUCGAGCACCACCUUCUGGGCGGCCAGUUAUCUCUUCGACCUCAUCAACCAUUUCAUCGCUUCCAUCUUCCUCUUCAUCAUAUUCGCCAUCUUCGACUGGAACAAAGUGUUCAUCGGCUCCACGAGCAACGGCGUCGGACUCUUCCUCAUGUUCUUCUUGUUCGGCGUGUCGGCCAUUCCACUGUCAUACCUGUUCUCUCUGCGUCUGAAGUUGCCGUCGACGGGUUAUGCGGUUCUGGUAAUCAUUUUGCUGCUCACGGGUUUGGUUCUUGUGCUCACUUUAGGCAUUCUCGACCUCAUGAUCUCCUUUGGCUCCACAUUCAUGACUCGAGAGACUUUGGACGCCUUGAUAAUGGCGUCGCGAAUUCUGCCCGUCUUCUCCAUGAGUUACGGCAUUCAGAAGCUCUACAAAGUGGGCUCUUAUCAGAAGGCCUGCAGAGACUCUUCGCCCGAACUGCUCAUCAAAGCCUGUAUGCCGGGGCUCAGGAAAGACGACCCCUAUUACGGCUGUUGUGAAGACUUGUGCCACAAGGAUGGCGAUUGUUAUUACGAACUCAACACUCUUCGCUUCGACGACAAGGGAGUGGCCGUCGAGUUCCUCUUCCUCAUAGGAACCGGUGUCUUCUUUCUCUUCCUUCUGUGGCUCAUUGAAGGCAACUUUGAGCGCAUUCUCUACUUCUUCGAGAACCGUCGCAAGAAUGGCAAGACUUCGGAAAAGCCGACGACGAACGGAGUGAUGAUUGACGUGACCACUGGUCAGUGGGUUCAGCCAAUGGCCGCCGAGGACUCGGACGUGACGGCGGAGAAGCGGCGGAUCGCGGAUUUGACGCAAAAUUUCGGACACCUGUCGAACGACGCGAUAGUUGUGAACGAUUUGAGCAAAAGGUUCGGGAAAUUGAUUCCCUUUCAAGCCGUCGAUCACUUGAGUUUCGGCGUCCAUAAAGAGGAGUGUUUCGGACUCUUGGGAGUGAACGGCGCCGGAAAGACGACCACUUUCCGGAUGCUGACCGGCGACGAGACCCUUUCGGAGGGCAACGCGUGGAUCCAGGGGCUAGGAUUGCGACAGGAGUUGAAGGCGUUUCAGAAACAGAUCGGCUAUUGUCCGCAAUUCGACGCUUUGCUCAACAGAAUGACCGGAAGAGAGACUCUGUAUAUGUUUUGUCGGUUGCGGGGAAUGAAGGAACGGGUGAUCGGGAACUACGUGCGCGAUUUGGUGGCAAUGGUUGAUUUGGGCAAACACGUGGACAAAUGCACGCAAACCUACAGCGGAGGCAACAAACGCAAACUGUCGCUCGCCAUCGCGCUCUGCGCCGCCCCUCCCGUCAUCUUCUUGGACGAGCCCACGUCAGGCGUGGAUCCGACGGCGAGACGCAAGAUAUGGGCGACUCUGGCGUCGCUUCAGGAGCGCUACGGUUCGGCCUUCAUUCUGACGUCACACUCGAUGGAGGAGUGCGAAGCCCUGUGCUCGCGAGUGGCCAUUAUGGUGAACGGCCAGUUCCAGUGCUUGGGAUCCGUUCAGCACUUGCGCACAAAGUUCGGCCAGGGAUUCACGGUUAUGGUGAAACUGCGCCGGGAUUUGGGUAUUCAUAAUGUGUUGUUGAGUAAGUGGUCGUGUUUUCACACCUGUGUUCUGUCACCAGUGGAUCAGUCGGCGUAUAUGGCGGACAUCCAGACGGAGUUCCAGAAGCGGAUGCCGUCGGCGGUGCUGAAGGACGUGCACCAGUGUCUGCUCCACUAUCACAUCGCAGACACGCGAACGCUGUGGUCGUCGAUGUUUGCGGCGAUGGAAGACAUGAAAGCGAAGUACAGUUUAGAGGAUUACGUCAUCAGUGACACGACUUUGGAGCAGAUCUUCCUGUCGUUCGCGCGAAAGCAGCGAUAA